UCGGCGCGGCGGGGCCGCAUGCGCAGCUCUCCAACGGCGCGGCGUGCGGGAACGAUGGAGCCGCCUGCGCCGGCUGCUACGGAGGCUGCGGACCCUGGGGGGGCCGAAGCGUACUGCAGCUCCGAGGACGGUCGGGAACCGGACGCAGUGCGCUUCGACCGCGAGAGGGCGCGCCGCCUGUGGGAGGCUGUGUCCGGUGCGCAGCCGGCGGGAAGGGAGGAAGUGGAGCACAUGAUCCAGGAGAACCAGUGUCUCUUCACCAGCGCGCAGUGUAAAGUCUGCUGCGCCACGCUGAUCUCGGAGUCGCAGAAGCUGGCCCAUUACCAGAGCAAAAAACAUGCCAACAAAGUGAAGCGCUACCUAGCAAUCCAUGGACUGGAGGCACUAAAGGGGGACGUGAAGAGGCUCGAUGCAGACCAGCAGAAGAGCAGCAGAAGCAAAGACCAGAACCGCUGCUGCCCCACCUGCAACAUGACCUUCUCCUCCCCCGUCGUGGCGCAGGCGCACUACCUGGGGAAGACCCACGCCAAGAACCUAAAGCUGAAGCAGCAGGCCACCAAGGGGGCAGCUUUGUCGAAACACCUUACAAACCCUUUCCUUGUGGCCUCCACCUUAGCCUUGCACCAGAGUAGAGAGAUGCUAGACCCAGACAAGUUCUGCAGCCUCUGCCAUUCAACGUUCAAUGACCCUGCCAUGGCGCGACAGCACUACAUGGGCAAGAGACACAGGAAGCAGGAGACGAAGCUCAAGCUCAUGGCGCACUACGGGCGGCUGGCGGACCCUGCUGUCUCUGACUCACCAGCUGGGAAAGGCUAUCCCUGCAAGACGUGUAAAAUAGUGCUGAACUCCAUCGAACAGUACCAGGCUCACGUCAGCGGCUUCAAACACAAGAACCAGUCGCCCAAAACAGUGGUGACACCGGUGAGCCAGGUACCAGUGCAAACUCAGCCCGCUCCAAAGGACUCAAGCCCAGUGGAAGACUAGAGUGUUUCUGCCUGGCCAGCCUUGUUGGCACAGCCACGAGCCAGUUCCUGGUGACUCUGGUUAGCCCUGGCUCCCUCUUCCUUCUUUCUUCUGUCAGAAGAAUGUGGAGGCCUGAGGCCAGAUUGGGCACAGCCAGCCUCAGCCUGGGCCUGGGUUGAGCUCUUCUCACUCCUCCUCCUCUUUAGUGUGGCCCCAAGGUCAUGACCAGAGUCCGGCCCUGGGAAGACCUGAGGUGGUGGCUAGAGGUCAGCCUUGCCCGCCCCUCUGGGUGUGUGUGCUGCAGUCCCUGUUGUUGGGAGCAAGUCCUGCAGCUGAGGGAGGCACGGCCUCUGUGCUCUAUGAGCGCCUGUGCACUGGAGCUUCCUGAAGACUUUGCCAGAGCAGCACACGAGAGCCUGGAGUUAAUGUGUCAGUCUGUCUGCAGGUGGAGGUCCUGCCAACCGUGAAGUCUCCUGGGACACACAGUCCUCGAAGAGCCCUGCCAUCUCUGCUGCCCGUCUCUCCAUCCCACGUGGUGCUAGGCAUCUGCAGCAGACCCACGUGCCCAGGAAAUCGUGGGAAGCACCCUAGGGGCCUCUGCUUUAUCAGGGGUGCUGUGACCUGGGUCCUGUGAGAAAGGCGCCUGCCUGCUGUGUGGCCCCUUGCUUCUGCGUCCUGCCAGCCUGCGGGAAGGUUAUCUGAGGAGUUGUGUGCCCUUGUGCUCUAGGUCAUCCCACCCAGGCUGCUGUGGUGCUAUCCCUCCCCGUCAUCCUCAAGGAGCCAGGGGCCGCUGAGGAGGGCUGUAGAGCUGGUGCAGGCCCCGAACUGAGCGUUCCCUGCUGCUGCUUUACGUCCUGGGAGUCCCCAGGGGUGGGUUUGUCACUGUGGAGCAAGCCUCCAGGCGGUGUAUCCCUGAGGCUCCUUCACUGUUAAUGCCCUUGGGUACCGUGUAGGGAUGGGGGGGUGAGUCACUCAACCAUCCACAUAGAGUUUUCCGUGAGGUGGGCUGUAGCCUCAGCCCUGGGAUUGACAGCCGUGUUGAUGCUGCUGUGAUAUCCCUGCACAAUCAGCCCCUGGUGCCCUCACCAAUGGUCUCACUCCAGGAAAAGUCUCCCUGGUGCCCAAACACCCAGCCCAGUCCAUGCAGCCAGCCACCCCUCUUUCACAUAGGAGUUCCAGAGGUCUCCAGAGAAUCUGUGCUUUGCGAUGGUCGUGCUAGCUACUAAGUGGAGGACUGCAGUGAGACCAGGAGGAAACCAGUGCCCGUGGGCUGUCUCCAGGGUAACCAGUCCCUUCAAAUCCAGGGUGCGUGCACGUGGUGGCGUCCUUUUCCUGCUCUAAAGAGGAGAGCAGUUUCCUUGUGGGCCUCUGUUCCAUGGGAGAGCCUUUUCUGUGACUCGGAAGUGGCAGAAACUGACCACAGAUGGCCAGGCCAAGCAGCCUCUGUAGACCAGGCUAGGCUUGAACUCGGCGAGCCUCUGCCUACAGUGCUGGGAUUAGAGGCGUGCGCCACCAUGCCUGGUGGCUCAGUUUUUGUGCUAUCUGGUGGUCCUUUAUUUGAAUCACUCACAACCUUUGUACUGUGAGCGCUUGUGGUGUUUCUCCUUGAGGGUCAUCCCAGAUAAAGCUGCUGUAAAGCUGUGGCGCAUGGUGCGUGCACUGCUCCACUCAGAAGUGGGCUGGUUUUUUUAGCCCACUUUCUGAUGUUCUUUCUGAUGUUCCUUUCUUUAGUGUGUAAAGGCCCCAGUUCCACUUCUUAUCUGUAUUAAGUCUUUCAAGUCAGUGGUCCUGAUGGCAACCCAGAAGUUGUCCUAGGGGUCAGCAUUCUAACAAAAGCCUAAUGAUACUUUCAGCAUUGAAGCAAACAAAGGACAAGAACUGUCUUUCUAUAUAGCCCUGGCUGUUCUGGAACAUACUGUGUACACAGGCUGGCCUCAAACUCGGGCAUCCUCCUGCCUCUCCUGAGUACUCGGAUUAAAGACAGGCAUUGCCAUACCCGCUUA
This is a messenger RNA of Meriones unguiculatus (Mongolian gerbil), 2966 nucleotides long. It is a transcript of the gene Znf346, whose product is annotated as zinc finger protein 346. The coding region runs from base 19 to 984 and encodes 321 amino acids. Lineage: Eukaryota; Metazoa; Chordata; Mammalia; Rodentia; Muridae. The record is from RefSeq and is a predicted model, not a curated record. The transcript is spliced from 7 exons. Gene Ontology annotation, molecular function: zinc ion binding; double-stranded RNA binding.